AUGAAUACAUUUAGCGCUUUUAAUACCCCUAACAAUGUAAGUAAUUCAAAUGUGAGCAACCCGUUAAAUAACCCUGUGGGAUUACACCCUCCAACCGUUUCUUCAAAUAAUAUACAAAAUGACAGGGCUGCUGGGUUGAGCAGCACUUUUAAUAACGCACCCAGUGCGGCUAACAAUUUCAGUAACAAAACAAACGUAUUCACAAGUGGAAGCACAUCGACUCAAAGCGGGUUCCUAGGUGUGUUAAACAAGGACCUGAUUCCAGGCCAAAACAAGGUAGACAAUUUUGCCAAAGUGGAUCCCCCCAGUAAUGCCAACCCAAAUCAGAAUACCAACAGUGCCAGUAACAAUCAAGUCAGCAACAGUAACAGCGGGAAGGUCGACGAAUUAAAGGAAAACACCGAAAAGAACAAUUCAAAAAUUGAGCGCCAAAGUGGAAAUUUUAGCUUUGAAAAUAAAUUCAAUUUUAACAGUUCGCUAAAGAUUAGGAAGUCCCUGACGGAGCAGCUUUGUGAGGAGAUCUCGAUGAAGCUUGGCACAAUAUUCAUGUGCAAGUCGUACCUUGAAACGUACGUGUUUGACAGAAACCCGUACAUGAUGAACUUCAUUUACCUGAAGGAUGAAAUGAGCGAGUCGAAGAACAGAGUGAUUAACUCACUGCUGCUAAGCUCCUUUUGUAAUUUAAUAUGGAACAACCAUAUAUACAAACAUGAGUAUUUAAUUUCGAAGGAAAUAUUAAGUAAAUACGCCAAGGCAAUGGAAAAAAAUCCCGAUAAAAAUAAUUUAUGCAUUGUACCAAUUUACACCUUGGAUAAAGUGAAAAUGGCCUUAAGUGAUCAGGAAAAAAAUAUAAAGAUUCUUAAAAAAAGAAAAUUACAUAUUAAGAAAAAUAAUGAAAAUCUUUUAUUCAUUUUGUAUAUCAUAAAAAAUAAUUUCCUCGAAAUAAAAACCAAAGCACAACGUAUUAUUCAGAGACUGCUAUUUCGAUUGGACAUAUUGGACAAACUUUUUAUGUUAAAAAAUAAUUCUGUUUUUUUUUCUAAUAAGUAUGAAUUUAGUAAAUUCAAGUUGAUGGAAAUUUUGGACUUCUUUAACUCCUUCAAUAUAGACAGUCAGCUGCAAAAAAUUAACAAAAAUAUAAAAAAUCUUGUGCACGAAAAAAAGAACCUUCAGAAGUUCCUGCACGCGGAUAACGAAUUUACCAACUCGGUGAGGAACACCGUUGUGAAGAAUGAACAGGACAUAACCGAUCUGAAAGGAACGACCUCGGAGAUUUGCAUCAACCUGGAGGAGAACAAAGAGUAUAUGUACCAUCUAAACGCAUUUGAGAGGGAAGAAAAUUACGAAAUAAACAACUCACCUCGCAAAAAGGCGCGAAGAUGUUUCCUCCUCAUUUCCUAUCUCGGACAGUUACACGAGCAAAAUGUGGGAAGCACAGCUCAAAGCCGCGGAAAUGGAAUCACAACCGAUGUCUAUAAUAAUUACGAAGCGUUAAAAUAUGUGAAGGAGAAAAGCACUCUUAAGAGUGCACUAAAAAGAUUUAGGGAUAUAGUUCAAAAGGAAACGAAGAGAAAAGGGUAUCAUUUUUACUCUGGAUGGCCCCCGAGAAACAGGAUAAAAAUUACCCAAGAUGAGAAGCUGGGCCUGUAUGGACGUACCAUGUUUGUCCUCAACCGAGUAAAAGGAGUGAAGGAAGUGGAGCCGAAUCUAUGCAUAUGCUGCAAAAACAAGAAUAUCCUUUUUUUCAACAGAUCCGAAUUUGAGUCCUUGUUAAAAAAUAUGGAUUCCAUAAAGCAUCACCUACAGGAGUUCGCAAAAAAACUCUGA
Plasmodium fragile is the source of this 1827-nucleotide messenger RNA. RefSeq lists its product as uncharacterized. Lineage: Eukaryota; Apicomplexa; Aconoidasida; Haemosporida; Plasmodiidae. Bases 1 to 1827 code for a protein of 608 amino acids. The transcript is spliced from 6 exons. The record is from RefSeq and is a predicted model, not a curated record.